Messenger RNA from Sinocyclocheilus rhinocerous, 1604 nucleotides. Its product is annotated as lipolysis-stimulated lipoprotein receptor-like. The transcript is spliced from 10 exons. Gene Ontology annotation, cellular component: plasma membrane; tricellular tight junction. The record is from RefSeq and is a predicted model, not a curated record. The coding region runs from base 1 to 1530 and encodes 509 amino acids. NCBI's taxonomy places the organism in Eukaryota, Metazoa, Chordata, Actinopteri, Cypriniformes, Cyprinidae. Gene Ontology annotation, biological process: tricellular tight junction assembly; establishment of blood-brain barrier.
AUGAAACUGAAGAAGAUCAGCGUUUAUCAGACACAUGUGGCAGACCUUAGCAUUGUUCAGACCGCGUGGGGUGACAGCGGCGUGUACGUCUGUAAUGUUGCCUCUGCCCAGGACCUUUCAGGGAAUGGCGAGUGUUAUACAGAGCUCAUUGUGCUUGAGAGAAAGUCUAAUACUACAGACCUGCUGCCUGGCAUUGAUUUACUGAUCAUGGAAGACUGGUUGUUAGUGGUGUUGGUGGUCCUGGGCUUCCUGCUGCUGUUGCUCCUGAUUGGUAUCUGCUGGUGUCAGUGUUGCCCUCAUACCUGCUGCUGUUACGUCAGCUGCCCCUGCUGCCCGGAGCGCUGCUGCUGUCCCCGCGCACUGUAUGAGGCUGGAAAAAUGGUAAAGUCUGGCGUCCCCAGUCAGUACGCAGCCACUCUCUAUGCCCCAAGCAUGUAUGGCCAGCCAGCUUAUGGAGUUGGCGGAGCUACGCCAGGCAUACCCAUGCUCCCUAUGCCGGUGGGUGCUGCUGGUCCUCUGUCCAAUGGAUACGGCAGAGACUUUGACGGAGCCAGCUCAGUUGGUCAAGGAUCUCAAGUGCCGCUCCUGCAAGACCACGAUGGUGGAGGACCUCGUAGUGGAUACCGUGUUCAGGCCGACCAAGAUGGAAACCCAACUCGGGUGCUUUACUACAUGGAGCGAGAACUGGCCAACCUCGACCCCAGUCGCCCAAUGAACGCUCCAGGCAAAUACAGUCGUCUGGAUGGUAUGAGUGAGGUGAGCUCACUUCAUGAUGGUCCAGAUGCUCGAAAUCGCGGUCGGGCCAGACCACCUCAGCUUACCACAGUGUAUGAUGAUGUGGAUGAAAACAUGAGCACCAUCAGCAGCGUCUCUCAGCACGUCCGACGGGAUGAGCCCAGGCGGGGAGCUGACUCGAGAGGACGUGCACACUCUAUGGAAAACUUGGACGAUAUCGGCCGCAAUUACAGAGACAGGGAUGACUAUCCGCCUGCACGCCGAGAUGGUGGGGCUAGAGGCGGCAGAAGAGAUUCGGAUGACGAAUGGAGCAGUAGUGGACGAGGAUACGACCGUGUCUUCGAUGACCGUCGGCGCCGUGAUUACUCUCCUGACGCUCGUCCUCGACGUGGAGACUCCUUCCGUGGGGCUGGUUUCCAGGGCCGGCGCAGCCGUAGUCGUGAUGACCUGACGGAUCUGGAGCGUGAUCGUGGCCGUGGAGGUCGGGAUGCGUACGAUGACAGUUUCCUCAGGGAAGCCAUGGAAAAGAAGAAGCUUGGUGAGCAGCAGAGAGGCCGCAGCCGCGAGCGGCUCGACAGUGAGAGUGACAGAUCUGACCGGUACAGGGGGCCACACGGCGGACUGCCACCUCUGCCACUCGCCCCGCCUUCCGGAAACCCUAAUCGGCAUGGAAACCAUAGCAACUUCCCACCUCCUCCCCCUCGCUACACUGAGGACAGUGACAGUUUGGCAUCGUCUAAGAAGAGCAACUUAAAAAAGAAUGGAGCUGUGAGCAGAGAGAGUCUGGUGGUGUGAUGCUCAGGUGGAAAUGAUGUGUGUGUGUGUGUGUCUCAGUGAUGCAGCUGUGUGUGUUUCCUCUGCCCUUUCAU